UUGUCUCCCACGCGCCAGCUAGCUUCACAUGCAGAUAGAUAGAAUUCAAUGGCGACCUCCUUUAAUUUGGCCUGAUCUAUAUCUUCCACCAGAGUUGAUUAAAUGAUAAUGAGAUGAGAUCGAUGCAACACAACAACAACAGCCUCAAAUCAGGUCUCAAGCGCCUCGAUCAUCAAGUAGCUAGCGAGAUCACCAUCGGCUAAACGAUGGGGACAAGCAACAUGGGCAAUGAAGGGAGCUCAGCCGCAAGCAACGAUGACAGCACGGUGGAGGAGGAAGGCGGCCAGGACAUGACCAGGGCCGGCGACUCGUCGUCGUCAGUGCGCCCCUAUGUUCGUUCCAAGAAUCCCCGCCUCCGCUGGACGCCAGAGCUCCACCACUGCUUCGUCCGCGCCGUGGAAAGGCUCGGCGGCCAAGAUCUUGCAACUCCUAAGCUGGUCCUUCAGUUGAUGAACGUUAGAGGGCUUAGCAUAGGCCAUGUCAAGAGCCAUCUCCAGAUGUACAGAAGCAAGAAGAUUGACGAUUCCGGCCAGGUCAUCAUAGGUCACUUGCAACAGGGAGGACAAGUCUAUAACUAUGCUCAUCUCCCCUUCCAUCAUCGUGUCAGUGGUGCCGGUACAAUGCUCUCUAGGUUUGGCACUAGACCAUGUCCUCCAUCGAGGGGGAGCUGGCAUGAACCAUACUGGCUCCAUGGCCACCGUUUACUUGGAUCAAAACCAUACUAUUCAUCAUCAGCAGCAGCUCAUCAUGACGAGGCUCUCCUUAGAGCACGUGCUCAACAUGUAUCUGGCUAUAACCCAGCUUUGAUAGUCCAAGAAUCCUCUUCAUCGAGAAAUGAUUAUCACGCCAUGAAUCGCUACCACUAUGAAAGACGGCCGCUGCAAGCUGCUACGACGGAGGACAACGAUGAUCAGAUCCAUGGUCGUGAUAUAAACCUGGAUCUCUCGCUCGAUAUCGGUGGUGGACAGCGGCUAGAGAUGAAGAGCAAGAGAGGCUGCACGAGAUGGGGGAAACAAGCAGAAGAAGAUGAUGACGAUCAGGUUGAUGUCAAUGAAGAAUUGAAGAGCACUGCUACUAGACUGUCUCUAUCCCUACUCUCUCCUAGUCCUAUUACUCUUGAUCGAAAGGGGAGUAGUGCUAGUGAUCAUGCACUAGGUCUAGAUGUCAAUGUGGAUAAGAUAGGGAAAGUGCAAUAUGCAAUCAGGGCAAGCACUCUUGAUCUCACCAUAUGAUCGAUCUGUUGCAGUGUAGUACUUAAUACUUAUCCAUAUCCAUAUAUACAUAUGUAGAGC
Triticum dicoccoides is the source of this 1292-nucleotide messenger RNA. RefSeq names its product transcription factor HRS1-like. NCBI's taxonomy places the organism in Eukaryota, Viridiplantae, Streptophyta, Magnoliopsida, Poales, Poaceae. Gene Ontology annotation, molecular function: DNA-binding transcription factor activity; DNA binding. The record is from RefSeq and is a predicted model, not a curated record. Bases 207 to 1232 code for a protein of 341 amino acids. The transcript has 5 exons.